Molecule: messenger RNA, 1199 nt
Organism: Zingiber officinale
Lineage: Eukaryota; Viridiplantae; Streptophyta; Magnoliopsida; Zingiberales; Zingiberaceae
Product: ubiquitin-conjugating enzyme E2 32-like
Exons: 5
Coding region: 98-1000 (300 amino acids)
Source: RefSeq, a predicted model, not a curated record
AGCCCUCCGCUUCAUUCGCUCCGCGGAGUCGCGACGCCGGCGAUCGUUACAGCCAGAGGCGCGACGUUGAUUCGCCAACUACAUUUUUCCGGUGGGCAUGGCGGAGGAUAAGUACAACUGCAAGAACCCUGCGGUGAAGCGGAUCCUGCAGGAGUUGAAGGAGCUUCGUACCAACCCUUCCGAUGAGUUCAUGAGCCUGCCGGUUGAGGAAAAUAUUUUUGAGUGGCAGUUUGCUAUACUUGGCCCUCGUGAUUCAGAGUUUGAGGGUGGGAUUUAUCAUGGAAGGAUCCAGCUACCCGCGGAUUACCCUUUUAAGCCUCCUUCUUUCAUGUUGCUUACACCAAAUGGUCGAUUUGAAACACAGACGAAGAUAUGCUUAAGCAUAUCAAAUCAUCAUCCUGAACACUGGCAACCUUCAUGGAGUGUUCGGACGGCAUUGCUAGCAUUGAUUGCCUUCAUGCCAACAAAUCCUGAUGGGGCAUUAGGAUCACUAGACUACACCAAGGUAGAAAGGAAAACGCUAGCAAUCAAGUCGCGUGAAGAAGCUCCAAGAUUUGGUAAUCCAGAGAGGCAAAAACUCAUAGAUGAAAUUCACCAAUACUUGCUCGCCAAAGUUCCACCUGUUCCUCAGUUGAUCGAAGACACAUUUGGUGAAGGCUCGUCUUUCGAAGACACGCAUGAAGUUCCUAUUAGCUCUGAUGUUGCAGCUCCAACUCAGGAACCCCAUGCUCCAGAACCUGACGGGGCAGUGGAGGAUGUUCGCGAGGUGCAUGUUAAUGCUGCAGCUGGUUCAGUAAGACUCAGCUUCAGUGCGGGAGUAAGGCUGACGAGAAGAGCACCAGCUACAUUGCUGAAUGAGCAGCCUGCGGAACAUGACUCUAGAGUUCAGAAGCCAUCUAUCGAUGACCGCAUGUUUACUUUUGCUGCCAUUGGACUGGCUAUUGCUAUCCUUGUACUCAUAGCGAAAAAGCUCCUGCGGUCGUACGGGCUUGAUGGAUAGGAUGCAUUCGGAUGCGGCAUGGAUAGAUCUUAUGACAGCCUGCCUCGACAACGAUUACCUACAGAACAGAACUCUUUCACCUUUAUUUCUAUCCGAUAAAGUGUUUAUAGUCAUACGAAUGUGGAUAAAUUGGCAUAUAAACAACAUAUCCUCUAGGCAUUCUGUUCAUUCAAAUAUCGUACUCGUAUAGUUGCAGUAA